Molecule: messenger RNA, 1167 nt
Organism: Zingiber officinale
Lineage: Eukaryota; Viridiplantae; Streptophyta; Magnoliopsida; Zingiberales; Zingiberaceae
Exons: 3
Coding region: 1-1167 (388 amino acids)
Source: RefSeq, a predicted model, not a curated record
AUGGCAAUCUUCUUUCCCUCCUCUUCUUCAUUGGAUGCUGUAUUUAGAGCUUUAGUUGACAAGAAAAUCUGCCUAGAAGAGGAGCCAUUAUUGGCCAAGGAACGGGAGCUCAAUGCAGAGCUUAACACUACAUCAACUCAAGCUUCUAAUGCUCCUUUGCCUGAACUCUCUACCCAACCUACGCUCGCUUCUAGUUCUUACACCACCUCUAGGGAGACAUCCACAAGUUUACCUCCUCUGUCGAAGGACGCCCCUUUGGAGCUACCAAAACAGGCACCGAAAACUACUCCUACCAGAAAAUGCCCUAGGUGGAGGCUAACCUUAACACCCCUCCCCAAGAAAAGGGCUAUCUCUGUUCUUGAGGAUAUACCUAUAGGAGAUAUUCAAUCCACUUCUCCUGAACCUACCCUAUCUUCCUUAUACCCUAUGCUCGCUUCCCCACUUAUUCAACCACCAAAAGAUCCUCCCAUUCAAAGUGCCAGUUUGGAUCCUGAGUUCAUGAUGACCUUCCUAGAACCAAUUCCUUUACCUAACCAAGGAACUCAGGGUCCUCCUAUUCUUCUCUUCUCUCCUCCUUCACUUCACAGUUCUUUAUCAUCAUCCCCCACAUCUUCUUCCACCCUUCCAAUAUUAUUGGAGGGUUCUUUGACCACCGUUUGGGCAGAGGCCUGCCAACAACUUGAAAAAGUCACCUCUGCUGAGUUGGCUGAUAAGUUUUCUUUCGAGGAAACUAAGUGGUGGGUCAUUAAUAUGAGUGUGGACUGCCAAUUAUAUGAUUUGUCUCAAGAAAAUGACACAUUGAGACAGCAAACCCUUGGAGUGUCCUCUUCUCACGCCUCUAGAGAAUUAGCGGAGUUAUGCAGCCAGUUACAAGAGACCCACAAACUUCUUGAGACAGAAUCUAAAAAUCUGAGUAAAUGGAAAGCUUCUGCAGAGAAUUUUGAGUCUCAAGUUAAAUUAGACGCUAAUCUUCACUCUGAAUUGUCAUCCAAGCUAGAUAAAUAUAUCACUGAGAAUGCUCAAUUGUCCUCUCAGUUGCAGGCACUAAAGGAUGCUCAUGCUUUAGAACUGACUGCUAAAGACUCUAAUUUGGGAUCUAAGGACUCUGAGCUAAACCUUCUACAUUCAUCCUUAACCACAGCUCAAGCGAAUAUUUCCUCCAAAUAG